AUGUCUCGGCAGCCAUUGGUUUCACUUGGACAGCCACCGCUGACUCCGCCCACCGCUUUUCCGCUGUGGACGACAGCGGAACGACGGGGCUCGCAAAUUGCACAGGGCCAACGGAACGAUAGUAUUAGUGUUGCUAUUAUUGUUAUUAUUGGCGGUGGAUGUGGUGGUGGUGCUGAUAGUAAUGGUGAUGGCGGUGCACAACUGAAAUAG
Messenger RNA from Enterobius vermicularis (human pinworm), 210 nucleotides. The record is from the annotation of a GenBank genome assembly. Lineage: Eukaryota; Metazoa; Nematoda; Chromadorea; Rhabditida; Oxyuridae.